CGCUUUUUCUCUCCCUGUCAGCACGCCACUUUAACAUCCUAGAAUUCACAACGUGAAACGGCUACCACCACGUGGACAGCACGUGACGUGGAGAUGCCCGGGUUUUCGUACGUUGCCAUCCCUCCCGGCAGCGAAGACAUGCGACAGGUAUAUUUUCCAUUCCCUGUGUCGCAACUGAAUGACCUCGACUUCAUCAGGGCCUUAAGAGGGGAACUUGGCAAGGAGGCCUUUGCCAUCGAGGGCCUGAGGUCCAAGCUCCUGGAGGAGCUGGCGACUUCUUCCACGACGAGAAGCUGUGGUGUUGCCAAAGCCAAUGGAGAAAAGGAGAAAGUCAGGGAGAAUUUGCAGAAGAUCGACGAUGAGCACCUUGAAUUGCUCAUGUCAAUGGAAGCUUUCCAGGUAGAGAUGCUCCGAGAUCCUUCCAAAGAUGUUGGUAGAAAGGGUGUUUUCCUUUAUCAUGAAGGUAGAGCGGACGGCCCUGUGAACGACAGGGCUAUGAACCUGUGCCUUGCAGCCGGCUUCCCUCCAAAGGAAUUGCGAGGCACGUGCUUCCUCUCGCGGACGGAGGAAUUUGUGGAGCGAGACUCUGUGGAUCCGAUUUGGAGACGUUGUGACUUCACUCUCAAAGAUUGCAGCAAUGAUGCCGAGUGGCUGAAGGAUGCGCGUCGAGAUCGUGAAGAGUCUGGCUUGAAGCAGAAGGAGGAUGCAGAGUGGUUUUCAUCAUUGGAGGAUUGCCAAGCCCCAAUGGCAGAAGGCAAGUCUGACCUGUAUGCCUGGAAGCAAACCGAGGAGGAGGUUGACAUUGUCUUUGAUCCAGGGCCAUUUGCUGGCAUUCGGGCCACGAAGAAGGACAUUGCGGUGAAGUUUUCCAGAAGGAGCCUGUUUGUGAGGUUGCGUGGGCGCAUACUUUGCCCGGACGUUGAAUUGGCUGCUGAGGUUGACCCGGAGAACUCUUUCUGGACGUUUGAUCGAGACCGCAUGGAGCUGCAGGUGACCUUGUCGAAAACACCUGCUGGGACUAUGUGGAGAAGUUUGCUGAAGGUGAGCUGAUGCGCUCGCCGAGUGCCACACCGUGGUUCAAUCGUCAAAGGUAAAGUCAUUUGUUGUGCAAAUGAAGGCUGCACUGUUGCGAUGUAGGGGUGUUGGUUGGUGAGGUCAUUGAACCACCUGAGAAUUCACCAAUUCACUGCACGGAUUCAAGAAUGAUCCGCACGGAUUCAGCACCGGCCUCGCGGGUGCCGAACCAAGACACCGAGUCGGACGCACGAAUCCAGAUUUGUUGG
Messenger RNA from Durusdinium trenchii, 1283 nucleotides. The record is from the annotation of a GenBank genome assembly. NCBI's taxonomy places the organism in Eukaryota, Dinophyceae, Suessiales, Symbiodiniaceae.